CUUCUUUUUAACAAAAUCAUCUUCUUGCAUCUGUGUUUAUACCAUCACUUCUAUAUCAAAUAUAUAUUGGUGUAUGUGUGUGAUUGAGUGCAGGAGAUAAAGAUCAACUGAUCUAAGAAGCUAAUCAAGGCAACGUACCUGAUUGGAGUUGUGAAGAGCAGUUGCAUAACAAGGCAGCAAGCUUGGAUCAAAGGAGGUGAGUAAUAGCUCAACCCCAACAAUAUGGAGCCAUGGACAAGAACUGGAGAAAAAAGGUCGUUGUCACUGUCGUCUGUUUUUCUUGACUUCCGGUGAAAGAAACGCGUAGCCAUCAACUUGAUGAUGCCUCUGAAUAAGGAAUCAAACCGUUUACUUGACCUGACCUGAGCUUGCUCUUCUUACCGAUUGUCCAUCGUCAUUUCUCAAAUCUAAACCACUGCAUCCAUAGCCCUUUACUCCAAUGAAGGCAUCGUCAUCAUCCCCAUCGCUUCCAUCGGGGCCACCAUCCUCAUGGCCACCGGAGUUCCCUGACUACACAUACGACGUGUUCUUGAGCUUCAGAGGUGAAGACACACGGAGGACCUUCACGGACCACCUCUACGUGGCACUAGUUCGUGCCGGAGUCAGGACCUUUAGGGAUGCCGAGGGACUAAGAAGGGGAGAAAACAUAGCGGAGGAUUUGGUGGAGAUAAUCCAAGGGUGUAGGAUCUCACUCAUCGUCUUCUCAGAAAAGUACGCGGAUUCAAGUUGGUGUCUCGAGGAGCUGGUGCGGAUCAUGGAGUGUAGAAAAACACAAAGGCAACGGGUUUUCCCAAUAUUCUAUCAUGUCGAUCCUUCACAUGUUAGAAACCAGACCGGUAGCUUUGCUCAUGCGUUUGAGAGACAUGAAGCCACAGUACAUCAAGGUAGAGAUAAGAUAGCUAGGUGGAGAGCUGCUCUUAGAGGAGCGGCGGAUUUGGCUGGCUUCGAUAUUGCUGAUAGGCAUGAAGCAGAGUUUAUCAAUAGCAUUGUUGACGAGAUAUGCAGACAGCUGACCACCCCAUACUUGAAUUUAGCUGUCUAUCCAGUUGGAAUAGAUUAUCGUGUUAAAGAUAUUAGUGAAUAUAUACGUGUUAGAUUAGAUAAUGCUGUUUGCAUGGUUGGAAUUUGGGGUAUGGGUGGAAUCGGCAAAACAACAGUUGCCAAAGACAUCUAUAACAAAUUUUAUCAUGAAUUUGACAGUAGAUGUUUCCUAGCAGAUGUUAGGGAAACAGCAACGGACUCAAGUGGUAAGAUUGCACUGCAAGAAAGACUUCUUUCUGAUGUCUUAAAACCAACCAAGAUAGAGGUAGGUGAUGUUUCCAGAGGAAUCAAUGUGAUCAGAGAACGACUUGGAAGCAAAAAGGUACUUGUCAUCAUUGACAAUGUCGAUCAUGUGGACCAAUUGACUGCAUUGGCAAUAAGGCGUGAUUCCUUUGGUCUGGGAAGUAUAAUUAUUAUAACAACAAGAGAUCGACAUUUGUUACAACUAGUGAAAGUGGAUAAAAUACAUCUGACACAAAAAAUGAAUGAAGAAGAAGCUCUUGAGCUCUUCAGUUGGCAUGCUUUUCAAAAUUAUUCUCCUAAUGAAGACUAUAUCGAACUCUCAAGAAGAGUGGUUAUUUACUGUGGAGGUUUACCACUGGCUCUUGAAAUUUUAGGGUCUUUCCUCUUUGGAAGGAGCAUAGGAGAUUGGAAUAGCACACUGAAGAAAUUGGAAAAAUUUCCUGAUGGCAAAAUUCAGUCAAAGCUCAGAAUAAGCUUUGAUGCACUUGAGGCGAGCCAGAGACACAUAUUCCUCCACAUAUGUUUUUUCUUCAUUGGAAUGGACAAAAACCAUGUCAUAAAAAUACUUGAGGGCUGUGGUUUUUCUCCAGAAAUAGAAAUCAGUGUCCUCUCUGAACGUUGCCUCGUAACUAUUAAUGAAAAAGACAAGCUAAUGAUGCAUGAUUUGCUUCGAGACAUGGGCAGAGAAAUUGUUCGUGAAGAAUCCCCGAACCACCCUGGAAGACGUAGUAGAUUGUGGCGUCAGGAAGAUGUAAUAGAUGUUUUGAGAGAUGAAUCUGGAACUGAAGAGACUGAAGGACUCGCUCUAAAUUUGCAAAUAUCUGACAAAAUGCGUUUCAGUACAGAAGCAUUUAGAAACAUGAGGGGACUGAAAUUGCUCCAACUCAAGCAUGUAGUACUCACCGGACGCGCCAACAAGCUUCCCAAUAAGUUAAGAUGGCUCUGCUUGCGAGGACUGUUCCUUCAAAAUGCGUUUCUGGAUACAAGUUACCUGGUUUCUAUGGACCUGCGGUACAGCAAUCGCACACGAGUUUGGAAGGAUUCCAGGGUAUAUUAA
Molecule: messenger RNA, 2341 nt
Organism: Rosa rugosa (rugosa rose)
Lineage: Eukaryota; Viridiplantae; Streptophyta; Magnoliopsida; Rosales; Rosaceae
Product: disease resistance protein RUN1-like
Exons: 3
Coding region: 440-2341 (633 amino acids)
Biological process (GO): defense response; signal transduction
Molecular function (GO): ADP binding
Source: RefSeq, a predicted model, not a curated record